Molecule: messenger RNA, 813 nt
Organism: Kluyveromyces lactis
Lineage: Eukaryota; Fungi; Ascomycota; Saccharomycetes; Saccharomycetales; Saccharomycetaceae
Gene: MUM2
Product: Mum2p
Exons: 1
Coding region: 1-813 (270 amino acids)
Biological process (GO): regulation of alternative mRNA splicing, via spliceosome
Cellular component (GO): nucleus
Source: RefSeq, a predicted model, not a curated record
AUGAACUCCAGCAUGGCACAUGGAGGUAGCUUCAGCUUACAUGGGAACAUUGAUGGUAUGGGCUCCCACUAUAACCAAGGACUUCAGGGCCAUUUGAGCGGAUCUUCUACUCAUAGGAGCAGCAUGUCAUCAUAUUGGGAACAGCCGCUCAUAGAACAACAUAAUUCGCCCGAGAUAGAGUCCUCGAGAGGCAUUUCGUCAAACACGCAUCCUGGAAGCUCUUCAAAUAACACGGUAAUAAUGGACAGAUCAUCAUAUGCUAAAAGCUCAGGAUUCAAUACCACUUUCGACUCUGAAACAGAGCCAUCAUCAGACAACUUCAAACUUGAACUACAGUUGAAAGAGACACAGAUAGAAUCGUUAGAAAUAGAGAUAAAAAAAUUGAAGGAGGUAUUCAAUCAGGGUUUGACUUUCAAGCAGCAAGAAGAGCAGAAAAUGAAGAAAUCAAAGGCUCUUACUUUCGAUUCUGAAAUCCAGAUACCGGCAUCCCUGGAAAUAAUAUUUUGUAAGUUAUCAGAUUCAUUAAAGAGAAAGGACCAAGAAUUACAAGAAACAAAAAGACGACUAGAAGGAAUAGUUACAGCGGUUGCGCUUAACCCUUCAAAUUCUACUACAAAGUUUGGUAGAUAUGACGAAGAAGCUUUAGCACAUAAAAUGGUAACUCGAUUGGAAACUUUAAUGAAGGAAAACGAAGAAAUGGCAAAAAUGCUUAGUUAUGGUCGAGUGAAGGAGACAAGUAUCGAGCUCGAACUUUUACGUAAAGAAAACCAAGAACUCAAAGAAAGACUAAGGAUUCUACAGCAAGAAAAGUAA